Drosophila serrata is the source of this 625-nucleotide messenger RNA. RefSeq lists its product as uncharacterized. The record is from RefSeq and is a predicted model, not a curated record. Lineage: Eukaryota; Metazoa; Arthropoda; Insecta; Diptera; Drosophilidae.
AGUCUCUGUUUCAAUCCCAAAAGUAACUAAACAUUUCAAAACCAGACACAGUCUCACUAUUUGAUGUCUAUCCCGUUUUCGUUUUAUAAUCAUUUGGAAUAAAUAUGCCCGCCCCCCGACUCCCAGGACCAGAGACCGCCAGGAUGCUGCAUAGCAGUUACAAUCGUGCACCGCGUCGCAAAUUAAUACCAAAUUUAUUCAGCAGCAUCCUGCAGGUGAUCGCCGACUCGGAGCAUCCGUUGACGGAGCCCGAGAUUGUGGCAGCCAUCUCCAGGCGUAUGAAUCGCAACGAUGAGGAGCUGAAGCGACAGAUUACUGUCGGUCUGCAGGAUGCCCUUAUCACUGGCUAUCUGCGUAUCAAGAAUCUUCGCUAUUCGGUGAUAUCAAAUCGCUUGGAACAACUUCAGAGUCAUGGCGGUAGCUCCUCUUCGGGUAUUGCUAGAGCCUCAUGGACAUCGAAUGGUUCAAAUAUUAGCCGUGAAUCAUUGGAGUAUGGUGAUCCCAGUGGAGGGACUACUUCGGAGUCGGAAUAGCAACAAAAUUAAUCAAAGUUCAUGAAGAAAUUAAUCCGAAAUAGAGAGGAAAGUGAUUAAAUUCUCAAGUUCGUUAAAUUAAAUCAAAAACA